GUGAAGCAUUUAAGAAAAUAAAAAUAAGCUGAGAUAUUACUGUAGACAUUUCGUUGUGAUAUAAGUGAAAUACAGUGAGAUCAUAACUUUACGAGCAAAAUGCCUAUUUCAUGCACACGAAAGUGCGGAAAAGAUGCAAUUCUCAAAAGACCUAAAACUGGGCAUGCUUUAUGCAAAGAAUGUUUUUUCUGUGCCUUUGAAUCCGAAAUUCACCAUACUAUAACAUUAGGUGAAUUAUUCAAACCAGGUGAUAAAGUUGCUGUUGGAGCAUCGGGAGGAAAAGAUUCAACUGUACUUGCCUAUGUUUUGAAAACAUUAAAUGAAAGAUACAAAUAUGGAAUUGAAUUGUUUCUUUUGUCUAUUGACGAAGGAAUUACUGGAUACAGGGAUGAUAGUUUAAAAACUGUUCAGCAGAAUAAAAAUGACUAUGGAUUACCAUUGAAAAUAUUAUCUUACAAAGAAUUAUAUGGAUGGACUAUGGAUGAAAUUGUAGCAGAAAUAGGUAAAAGGAAUAACUGCACAUUUUGUGGUGUUUUUCGGAGACAAGCAUUGGAUAGAGGUGCUGCUCUUUUGGGUGUAGAUUGCAUUGCAACAGGUCACAAUGCUGAUGACAUAGCAGAAACAGUUCUAAUGAAUAUCUUGCGUGGGGAUAUUGCAAGACUACAAAGAUGUACUUCCGUUAUUACUUCAGGGGCAGAUAGCAUAAAACGAUGUAAGCCACUCAAGUAUGCUUACGAGAAGGAGAUAGUGAUGUAUGCGUAUUUCAAACGUUUGGUAUACUUCUCAACUGAAUGUGUAUUUGCACCAAAUGCAUACAGAGGUCACGCAAGGACGUUUCUCAAGGAUUUAGAAAAAACUAGGCCCUCGUCUAUAUUAGAUAUAAUACAUUCUGGAGAAACAUUAGGAGUGAAAAAUACUGUGAAAAUGCCGGAACGAAGAAAUUGUUCUCGUUGUGGGUUCGUAUCGAGUCAAGAAAUAUGUAAAGCUUGCAUCAUGUUAGAAGGUUUGAACAGGGGAUUACCAAAACUUGGUAUUGGUAAGUCCAAUAAAGUGAAACAGAUGAUGAAUUCGUUUGAUUCACUUGCAAACAGUACAAACGAAAACGACAAGGACGAAAGUACUGAAAAAGAUAAACUAAAAGCUGUAGAAUUUUAAUGUUUUUAUAUACAUUCAUGUGUAUAAUAAAUCCAAAU
This is a messenger RNA of Dufourea novaeangliae, 1193 nucleotides long. It is a transcript of the gene Ctu1, whose product is annotated as cytoplasmic tRNA 2-thiolation protein 1. The transcript is spliced from 6 exons. Gene Ontology annotation, molecular function: tRNA binding. The coding region runs from base 100 to 1155 and encodes 351 amino acids. The record is from RefSeq and is a predicted model, not a curated record. Gene Ontology annotation, cellular component: mitochondrion; cytosolic tRNA wobble base thiouridylase complex. Lineage: Eukaryota; Metazoa; Arthropoda; Insecta; Hymenoptera; Halictidae. Gene Ontology annotation, biological process: tRNA wobble position uridine thiolation.